AUGCCCCCACCUCUCUGUUUCCCCUCUUCUAUCUCCUCAGAUCCCGACUUUGCUGAUUUGGGAGUACCCCCACCUCUGCCCUCCUGUCAGUAUGACAUGGUUGGUCCAGAAGGUAUCGUUGAGUCCCACCAGAUCACAAGAGACGGGAAAGCAGGUGCCGCCGAGGCCGUCGACUGUAAAUGGUACAUCCGUGCUCCACCCCGUUCCAAGAUCUAUCUGCGUUUUCUGGACUAUGAGAUGGCAAACUCCAAUGAAUGCAAACGCAACUUUGUAGCAGUGUAUGACGGAGGAAGCUCUGUGGAAGACCUGAAGAGCAAGUUCUGCUCCACGGUGGCCAACGACAUCAUGCUGGUGUCCACGCUGGGAGUCAUCCGGAUGUGGGCGGACGAGCUCAGCCGCAAGAGCCGCUUCCGCAUCCUUUUCACAACCUACCAAGAACCUCCAUGUGAUGCUGAUGCCUUCUUUUGUCACAGUAACAUGUGCAUAAACUACACUCUGGUGUGCAACGGCAUUCAGAACUGUGUCUACCCCUGGGAUGAGAAUCAAUGCAAAGAGAAAACUAAUACCAAAUUCCUGGACAAUCUGAAUUCCACAAACGGGGCCAUAAUUGGUGUGACUUGCUGCAUCGUCUUCAUCCUCCUCAUUGUCUCAGUAAUUGUUCAGAUAAAGCAGCCGCGUAAGAAGUACAUCUUGCGACGAGAAGACUUCGACCCCACCAUGUUUCAGGAGGUCUUCGAGCCCCCUCACUACGAGCUGUGUACUUUACGGAGCGCUGCCACGCCCACAGCAGCCUCUGCAGAUUUGGUUGACUUGGCGGAGGACUUUGAGAACUACCACGCCCUCCGCCAGGCCUCCUCCCGCUGCAUCCACGACCACCACUGUGGCUCCCCCUCCUGCCCCGGAUCCGCGCACAUAUCGCAGCUGUCGCUCAGCGGGCGAGGGAGCCGGAGUAACUUAAGUGCCCGUGACUCAGGGGCCGCGGCAGCUCUGCUCGCAGACCUUCCACAGCCGCCCAUGUCGGUGCGGCCGCUGCUGCCGGCCACAGGGAACCGCAGGAGCAUCUUGGUCAUGAAGCACAGCUACUCGCAAGAGGCGGCAGACAACGGGUGCGACCUGGACGAUGACCUGGAAGAAGUUCCCACGACGAGCCACCGACUGUCGCGCCACGAAAAGGCAGUACAGCGACUUCUUGAGAAUAGUGCUAUCCUGGAACAGUACGAACGGGCGUCACUGACACAUGACAAAGCGGAGCGGAGAUUUACACCAGCAUGAUGCUGAUGAUGAUGAGGGGACACUUUAAUGAAAUGGAUGCUGGAGGUGUAUUCAUGCGCAAAGAUUACAAAGGACUAGAUGGAAAUAUUCUAGCCACAAUGUUGUGGAGGACGGAUAUCUGAAAAACAGUCGUCUCUGCUGCUGUUGCAGGGUUUUUUGUUUGUUUUGUUUUUUUGACUUAUAUAGAAGGAACACAGUUCAAGGACCUCUGUUUGGGCUGUGAAACAUCUGUGUCAUUAACAUAAAUUCCUUCUGACCACAAAAGAAGUUUAACUGAACUAAGUCUAAGUUCGUUUUUCAGCAUGUCUUUUUUCAGUCAAUGGCAUACAUGCUAUGAUUUUCACAACAAAUUAUACAGGCUUGCAAUUGGUCUACUCUCUUUGAAUUUUACUCUAUGUAUUACUAAACUAAUUUCAUUUUUUUUUAUUGUGGGCUUAAAAAACCUCUGUUUUAUGUUGGAUAAUAAUGUAAGGUAGAGGUGUGUGGGUUGUGCAUGCUCUUUUAUUUUCCAUUAAACCAUUAACAUACUAACAUUAAAGUUGAAAAAAAAAAAAAAAGAAACACUUAUCCAUGCACUGUAUGAGCUUCAGAUGCUAUUUAAAUAGCAUUCACAAAAUGCGUCAAAUACAUUGCAUGGCGUGUGGGUAAAUCACUACACGCCGUUCUGCAAUCACAUUUUCACAGCCUGAUUUGAGUUUGACGUUGCUGUCUUUUGAUAUGUUGACAAACUUUUUGACUUAAACUUUCACUUUAAAAUGAGCCUUUUUGACAAAUAUUUAAGUCUGACUGACUUCUCUUCUACUGAAGCUCAAUAUCUUUGUAUGAAAAGAGACUUUUAUAAUAGGAAACAAUGAAGUGAAGGUUUAUACAUUGUUCAACUUAUCUUUCAGGGCUUAUUUUUGCUGAUGCUUUUUAAAAUAAAUGCAAUACUUAAGCUUUCCUUUGAUUCAUCAGAUGUUAAUCAGCUCCUUCAUGUGUCCAUUAAGCGUGUCCUCAGGUUGUUGAGCAAACCAUUGAUAUCUCAGCAUGCACGGAGCAUUUGGAUGGCGUAGCUAGUAUGAAGUUAAGGUUAUUUAAUCUAAGUGUUAUUUUAUUGCAGUGAUAUUUUUGAUUAGCACUCGCAUUUAUUCCAAUGCCAGUGACAUUACAUUGCAAUGCACAUGCCAUGGUAUUUUUUGAAAUGCCUAAGAAAAUUGUUUCGGUCUGGCUCUGCUAGGGAUUAAAUUAAAUAUAAUGCAGCAUCAGAUGCAUAGAAAAUUGAUGCCUGAGCAUAAUUUAUUUAAAGCUAGGUAUCUUUCUAAGCCAUUGAACCACAAUGCAGAAUCUCAAGUUUCAUAGAAAUACACGUGUUUGUAUAUAUAUAGCAAACACGUGAAAAUAGCAUAUUGGGUGAUAUUGACCAUUUCUGCUUCUUGGCUUUUUUAAAAAACAACAAAUAAGAAUCAAUGUAUUAUUUGCCUAAUUUUAAGAUGAUCUUUAGACCAGAACAUUUUUGUAAUCAUAUUGUUUGUUUUUUUUUUGUUUUUUCUGGUGUGUAAACCUUUAUUGAUGAAAUAGGGUGUACUUUCAUUAUCACAUGUCUACAAAACAGAACAGUCUAGCUAUCCAAAUAGCUGGAAUAGUUUUGUAAGAAAACCUAACAGAUAAAAAUGGUUUGUGUUUACAAUCAUGAGGAUUAUCAUAAUGAUUACAUGUUCAUUAUUAAUCAUAAUUAUAUCCUGGUCAUCAUUAUAAAAUUAAUUGAGCUUUGACAGUCAGUCAUUGGUGUUUUAUUGAGCACAUAUCAGUCACAGUCCAGGAUGGGAAAAAAUAGUCUGUUUAGCUGCAGCAAUUGUUUUUAGAUGGCUCCAUUAAGUGCUAAAACUCGCAAUAAAAUUUAAGGUAUUUCUUUCUAACCACCAAAAUAUUUUCACUUUUACCAAAUUUGUGAACACUGUCGACUUAAAACUAUUUUGUAUGACAUAACACAGUUUUGCUCUGAGCCUGAAGUAAUAAAUUUGACUCUGGUCUUUCCAAAACAUGAAUAUUCUUCUUUUUAUGUUGUUUUCCAUCUAGUCUGUCAUUAAUUUGAAUGGGUUUAUGUGCUUUAUUUUUUAUUUUUUUUGUCAUUUGGCAUGACUUAAUCUUUCUUAAACCCUGUACUAUGGUUUGCUGCCCCGACAUUCACCCAAAUGAUUUUGGAGCACAAAACUCAAUUUGAAAAGGUUUAAGAUAUAAAAUGCCAACUUUACUGUUUCGCCGACAUCACAGCUGUAAGAUUUAGCCUUGCUUUUACGUCCAGUUUACUGCAGCUGCCCUAGCAUGAAUGGUGCAUUAGAGUAACUGUUUUGCACUCCAAGUUUCCCAAACUUCACAAUCCCACUCAUACACAUUUACCCCAAAAAGGACCAUUCUGCUGAAAGCAGUCUAAUUUAUUGCAUCAGAUAUGAAUCAAUGAUGAACUAUGCAGAUAAUGACCUCAAAUAUAUUUCUCCAGGUUUAAUGACUUCUUACAUUUUAAGAUUAAGAUGAUCAUAUUCCUGUCUAGAUAAGCUGACAGGAAUAUAUGUUUAACACUUAUUUAGUGUUUAGUUUAGCACCAUGUUGCCAUUCAGUGUUAAACUAAAUGGCUGUUUAGUGUAACACCCAUUGAGUGGUUAGCUUAACACUAAAUGGGCGUUAAACUAAACCCAAUUAGUUUUACCCCAAAUGGCAACAUGCAAAUGAGAUUAGAUUCAGCAUACUCUUGUGCAACAGGAAUUGUAUCAAUGGUUGAUGUAACUAUGAAUAAUUAUGACUAAUAAUUUACUAUUAAUAAAAUUAUUAGUAGAGUUUAAGCUUGUUUUUUGUUUUUUUUUAGGGGAAAAAAAGUCUGGGCACCAUUCCACGACAUCGUUAACCAAACUCGUCAGUCUCACAUGAAGUUGUGAAUUGAACCCUACUGAACAGAAAAUACUUCACACAUUUACCGGAAUACACAAAAACUUCUUUUAAAAGCAUCUGAAUCUAGAAACAAAAAUAGAUUCCCCUUACAGUCAAAAUAUUCAGCCAAUAACUCCCAUAUCGGACUACUAAUAAUGCAAUCUAUCUACUGCUCUACAGACAAUGAACAAUCAAGAAUCAAAUCGACUAACUAAUAAUGAACUGCAAUUAAGGGAUGGAAUACUGAAAUAUACAUCAAGACUAAUGAGCUAAUUAAGAAUAUACGUGAGCACAACAUGUGAGGGAAGAGGAGGAGAGGGAAAGAAAAGGGGGAGGUGAAGAUGUCAAGCGUCGCGGCAAGAAAACCACUUGCGCAAAAAGCAAUAAACCUUAAACGUUUGGCCUCGCUUAGCCUUUAGAGCUACACAAAAGGCACAAAACGCGUGAGUGUCUUUCUCCACCGCCACUUUAUCUCUGCAGUUUGUGAUGAGUUUAUCGAGUAUGUGGGAUAAGUAUGUUGGAUUCCAGCACAAUGAAUGCUGGGAGAUGCUGUCCAAUCACUUGACUUUGAAAAGGGCCCCAACAAUACCUUACUUGUUUGGCCAUGUCUCUUACAGUGCCUUUACUGUGCACAAGAGACAUCCCAUUGACUGCUACGUCUUCUAACAGGAAAAAAAAAAAAAGUUCCAGUUUCCAUCUUAUUUGCCAGUGUUUGUGCUGCCUACAAGAUUGUGCUGCCACCAUGUGGUGAGCCAUAUCCCCUACAUAAAAAAAAAUAAAUAAAUAAAAAAUAAUACUCCACUAUUUGGAACUUCACAAUUAAGGAAUAGUUCAAAAAGUUGUUUAUUUCAGUGGGCAAUACAGCUGUUUAAUUUUAACACUUUUCUUUUUUAGGCUGGACUGACUGUGAGUGAUAAUGUAAUGUUUAUUAUACGAGUAUAAAUAUACUACUGUCAAUUGAUUAAAUUAAUUCUGAAUUUGAUUAUUUGUUAUUAUGAUGACUUGGUCACUUUUUUUUGUGAUAAGUGCAAAAAUGAAAACAGACAGACAUAACUCUAACAUUCAAUCAACACUCUUUUUGUGUAUAUUUUUCUUAGAGUUUUGUCUAAAUAUGUGGUUUUCUUUUCACUGUAACCACCAUCAACACUCUUUACUUUUAUUGUUAUUAGUCUGAUGUACUUCAUGCAUGAUUACAUUUGUGCUCUUCUCAUUACAUAAACACAGGGUCAUACAUACUCUGACAAGUACCAAUAAAAUACUUUGUUUCUGUUCGUACAUUGUAGACUUUUUCUUUCGUUUCUUAGUUCACAACCCAACAUCUAGAGAAAAUUCAAAAAGUAUCUAGCACAGCUUGAACAUGCUCUUAUAUAUCGCUAUGUAACAGAUGCUCAAAUGUACGCACAAACGUAAAUGCAGACCCAUCUGCCACUUCCAAGGUGGAAGUGCUGCAAUCUCUAAUUGAACAAAUCUGAAUCGGAUCAAUCCGAGGCAGGCCAGGCAGCAGGUUGGAACGGAACAGGGCCUGGAGCAGAUUUUCAGUAAUAGUGUCUUUAUUUCUCUGCAGAUACAUCAGACAGAUGCAUCAUUCCGCUGCAUCUUGCCAAGUUUGACAUCAUUCGGAGCUAAAGUUUCUCCCCUGUGUGCAUCCUCAGUGAUGAACUGUUACCCUAAGUAACUUUACUGCUGUAGAGUGUUGUGAUCAGAAUAUAUUUUUUAAGUUUCUGAUAAAGUUUUUUCUUCCGUCUUUUUCUUUACCUUGGAUGAUAAAAGGUGCAUCCCCUCCCCCCCUUCCAUCCUGUGCAGCUCCACAUCAGGUUGGGCUUGAUGAGCAAUGGAGCAACUGAUUUCAGAUAGAAGACAGAUUUUUAUUUUAAGUAAAGUACCUUUAAUGUAAAAUUGCUCUUAGGUGAAAAAAGGACAGAAUCAGGUUUAAAAAAAAAAAAAAAAAAAAAAAACAUUUUCACAAACCAUAUUGACCAUAUUUUCAAUUUUGAUGUCAUGGUUUCUCAGUAGAGAAUCAGAUUCCUUUUAUAUAAAAACAAAUGACAGUUCAGGAUAU
Molecule: messenger RNA, 6232 nt
Organism: Poecilia latipinna (sailfin molly)
Lineage: Eukaryota; Metazoa; Chordata; Actinopteri; Cyprinodontiformes; Poeciliidae
Gene: neto1l
Product: neuropilin (NRP) and tolloid (TLL)-like 1, like
Exons: 7
Coding region: 1-1272 (423 amino acids)
Biological process (GO): positive regulation of excitatory postsynaptic potential
Cellular component (GO): postsynaptic density
Molecular function (GO): ionotropic glutamate receptor binding
Source: RefSeq, a predicted model, not a curated record